AUGUCGGCUUUUCGCGCAAUAAACGAACGUUCAAUUUUGCUAGAUCAUGCCAAAAGUAUUGCGAACCUGUACUGUGAUAAUUUCUACGAUAAAGAUAUUAAGAGAGCUUGGUUGGCUUCAGCCCUUUUCGAGAUUAAUGUGCCUUACGAUCGGCGUGAAGAAACGGAAAGCGAACCUCGGCCCAAGAAGCGAAAACGCAUGAAAAUUGAUCCAAAAUUGGAUGAUCUCACAUUGAAGAUAUCCGAGAAUCUAUCGGAAAUAAAGCAAGACUUACAAGAAGUGUCUGAGAUCAGCGAAUGGCGUAAUAAGUGCGCUCUAGAGUUUGUAGAUAAUUUUAAUUCACAAGCCGUUUACGAUGCUGAGCGUUGCUUUAGCGGAAAGAACGAUUCCGAGUACACUGUCAUCACGGAAGUGGAUGGCGAAAGCUACCUAGUGCCACCGAAGGUCAGAUUUUUCAACGCACCUAUCAGCCAUUUCGGCCAACUCAUCGGGGAAAGCGAAAAAUUUGACCUUAUAGUAUUGGAUCCUCCCUGGUGGAAUAAGUACAUUCGUCGGGUGAAAAUGUCGAACUCCACUGCGGCCUAUCAAAUGUUGGCAAACGAGGAUAUUAAAGAGAUCCCACUGGAACGUCACCUGCACGACGAUACGUUUGUACUCGUAUGGUGUACGAACGCUGAGACCCACGUGAACGCCAUAACCAAUCAGUUUUUCCCCAAAUGGGGACUCAAACUGGUGGCCGUUUGGUACUGGACAAAGAUCACAAGAGCAGCACAUCCUGUGUGCAAGUUUAACGAACCAAACAAAAAGCAACCCUACGAGCGGCUCUUCAUCGGUCUGCCGGCCCAUUCGACGAAGGCGGAAUCGUUCCCCAGAGAACGAUUCCUUUACAGUAUUCCGUGUGCCCUGCACUCCCAUAAACCGCCGCUCUAUGCUUUGUUCGAGACGUUGAAGCACGUUCCGAGAAACCCGAACUGUUUGGAGCUCUUCGCCCGCAGCCUGCAUACCGGAUGUACGUCUGUUGGGAUGGAAGUGUUGAAACUGCAAAACAAGCGACUCUUUAGACUGGCCACGGAAGACGCCAAAGAUGGGGCGUGAGAGUGCAUAAAAUAAAUAUGUCGA
Anopheles cruzii is the source of this 1119-nucleotide messenger RNA. RefSeq names its product N(6)-adenine-specific methyltransferase METTL4 (gene Mettl4). The transcript is spliced from 3 exons. Gene Ontology annotation, molecular function: methyltransferase activity; nucleic acid binding. Gene Ontology annotation, cellular component: nucleus; RNA N6-methyladenosine methyltransferase complex. The record is from RefSeq and is a predicted model, not a curated record. The coding region runs from base 1 to 1095 and encodes 364 amino acids. NCBI's taxonomy places the organism in Eukaryota, Metazoa, Arthropoda, Insecta, Diptera, Culicidae.